Messenger RNA from Cylicostephanus goldi, 352 nucleotides. The record is from the annotation of a GenBank genome assembly. Lineage: Eukaryota; Metazoa; Nematoda; Chromadorea; Rhabditida; Strongylidae.
CCUAAUAUAAUCCUCAAAAAAAAUUUGCGAGCAAGAUGUCACUUCAUUUCAAAUCUGAUUUUAAUGGGAGAAAAAAGCCUUAUCUUAGACACGUGAGGGACUGUCUGAGCUUCCAACGCAAUUUUCAUCUUACUCACUAUCUGAACUCUGUGGAAUUGAACUUGACCUCGGGCAGGAAUAUCUCUUGUCAGAAGAAUGCCAUCAAAUUCUGUACAUGCUUGUAGGACUCAUUUCUGAAGACGGCAAGAGCGGACAUUUGAUUCAUUGUCCUGCAAUAUCUGGCCUUUUGAAGAAAUGGGACCAAGUAUCGGAGGAAGAGAAAUAUGCACUGCUCACCUACACAUGCGAAUAG